CGGCUGGACAGCCCGCCAGCGGCAUCAAGUGGACGAAUGCUCGCCACGCGCAAGCUUUAGUUUUGCAAUUUAACGUACCACAUGCGGAUGGCUGCAGCAUAAUAAACGAAACAUGGGCUGCACCAGCAGCGCUCCAAAUAAUCCCCCAUCGCAUACUGACUCAGAAAAAGAUUUGUCAAUGACAGAAGAUAUACACGAGGAGACGGAGAAACAACCAAAUGAAGUAAUUCGUCACAAAGAGACAGAAAUUAAUGGAAUAAAGGUGCUUCCUACGUGUGAUACAUUAGACGAGCCUACUCAAUUAGAUAGAAAUAAUAAAACAUUUGUAGAUAUGUCGUCGCCGGAGCCUGAACAAGACAUAGGACCGAAUCAACAUUUUUUGAAAAGUGAUGAAGAUAGUGUACAUAAUUCGCCAGGGAUGAAAAUUUCACAAUCAGAAGAAAAACUCUCAACUAUGGAAGAAGUUGUCGAGAAAGUAGUAGAAUUGUAUGUUGAAAAUACUUGGGAGAAAUCUCAAGACGAAUUUACGAAAACAGAAGACAAGACCGUGACCACGGAAAAAGAAAAUAAAGUAAUUCCUGUAGCAGCACAACCACCAGACGUUGAAGAAAAUGAAACAGAUGAAUCUAAAGAGAUCCUUGGGGAGGUGAUAAGCCCCGUUCAAUCGCCAAGCAGUCGCGCGACGCGGUGGGAAGCGCUAGCAGACAUUGCGGCAGAGCUCCCACCUUCGCUCACCGUCGAUCCUCUCACUGGACAGAUAUAUGCGGUCUCCAAAUGAAAAAAAAAAAUAGGAAUAUUUAUUCUAAUACGUUACAGUCCUUUACGUCCAAAAUGUCAUUUCGUGUUAUUUUUUCACAAUUAUACAUCUAUAUAACAGGUUGGCUGAGUAUUAAAUCUUAUUUUUGAAAAUUGAUUAUAACAAUUAUUACUCGUAAUCUCAUUA
Hyposmocoma kahamanoa is the source of this 943-nucleotide messenger RNA. RefSeq lists its product as uncharacterized. The record is from RefSeq and is a predicted model, not a curated record. NCBI's taxonomy places the organism in Eukaryota, Metazoa, Arthropoda, Insecta, Lepidoptera, Cosmopterigidae. The coding region runs from base 113 to 778 and encodes 221 amino acids. The transcript is spliced from 4 exons.